Molecule: messenger RNA, 7762 nt
Organism: Oncorhynchus keta (chum salmon)
Lineage: Eukaryota; Metazoa; Chordata; Actinopteri; Salmoniformes; Salmonidae
Product: pleckstrin homology-like domain family B member 2
Biological process (GO): regulation of microtubule cytoskeleton organization
Cellular component (GO): basal cortex
Molecular function (GO): protein binding
Source: RefSeq, a predicted model, not a curated record
CUUCCGUCCAGAAGAGAUGACAAUCCGCAAGUUUCAUUCCACCAAUAAUGCUACAGUCUUCUUUUGGACUUGUGAAUAUUCUGUCGAGAGUCGAGACCUUAAUGGCACCGAAGAACCCCCAACGAACAGUGUCUCGCACUGUAAAGAGAUGUCCUCCUCGUAAUUAGAUUAAUUUGCCAUUAAUGUCCAUUUCGGGAGUUAUAACUGAAGCUUGCAGUUCGACUUCAACAAUGGACUCAGACACAAGCAGCUGUACAGAGAGCCAGUCCCAGGCAGAGUCUGAUCAGCAAGUUCUAGCUACACCCAUGAGGCCACCAAUCAACCUGAUAGAGACUGGAGGAAGCCUGAAGGUACAGACGACCACACCUCACCUAGUUGGCCUGGGCAGUGGUCGGCUCAGUGUUGCCAUCACACUUAUGCCCCUAAAUGAAGGUGUGACCCGAAUUGGCCGAGAGGAUGCGUCCGUACCCCAAGACAUCACUAUUGAGGGCCUGGGUAUAGAGGCAGAGCAUUGUCGUAUUAUAAACAGAGGAGGAGUCAUCACCCUUCACCCUUCCGGAAACCUGUGCUCACUUGAUGGAGUCCAUGUCUCAAAGCCAACAUUGCUGACACAAGGAUUCACACUCUGUCUGGGUAAAUCCUACUUCUUCCGCUUUAACCACCCUGAGGAGGCCAGACGUUUGAAGAGCAUGCAGCCCCAGAAGAGUCCUGUCGCCACUAUGGGUUACAGCUCAGAAUGUGUAAAGACUGAGCACAGCAAUGGUGGCUCAGUGGGUGGCACCAUGAUGAGAGGCUCCCGAUCGAAGGCGGAGCUGCAGGACCUGAUGGAGACUCUGCAGCGCCGGAAGAGUGCUCUAGAGGCUAGCCUGAGGGCCAGUGCAGAAUCUACCCGUACCUACCUCAGCCUGCCCCCUCCCAGCCCCCUGUCCCCCACGCCCCCCAGGAGUGCCGAGCGCCCCCCCUCCUCCAGAGGCCUCCCCUACAUGACCAGUAGUAGCAUGCCCCCCUCCCCUCGCCAGGGUGAGCGUCCUCUCAGCCCCAAACCGCCAUACACCCGCUCACGCCACCAAUCACAGGACAGCCUGCUCCUCUCUAGCUCCUCUGACAGGCAUUGCCCAAAUGUAGCCAGUUCUCUCCUAUCCAUGUGGAAUGGUUCCUCUUCCUAUGGGGAGCCUGCACACAAUCCUCCACAGGGCCACAGUGGGGCGGCCAGCAUGCCCUCCAGCCCUCGCCUAGGUCGCAGGUUCUAUGCCCGGCCGGAACGGGACAAUGGUAUGGACUCUGCGCCACGUCAGAGGAAGUACUCUACAGGGUCACUCAACGGCCUGGGCUCUACCCACAGCCGCUCUCUACCCCGCCUCCACCGGUCGGCAGACUCCACAGCCCUGUCCCUGCCCCCACGCCGCUCCAUGGGCUCCCACAGAGGGGAGAAGGGUUCUGUGUCCCUGUCCUCCAAAACGAGGCGCAGCCUGUCUCCUCUGGAGCGGCCGCCAGACGUAACAGUGCUUGCAACAGCCAGCGUACCGGGUACUCCCCGCAGGGCCAGCCUGGCCUCUCUGGCCUCGCUGGGCUGUGAACUGGAGCAUGGGGGCCUGCGGGGCUCCUCACCCUGCCUGGACCUGGGCUUGGGGGAGAGGAGGCAGUCCUUUGGGAAGGGUGGGCUGGGGCUGAGAUCAAGAAGAGGCAGCAUCAGCUCUCUGAAUGGGAAGGAGGAGCUUACAGACUACCACAAGCACCAGAGAGACGAGAGGCUCAGAGAACAGGAGGUGCAGAGACUGGAGCACCAGCGGCUGGAGACCAUCCUGAGCCUGUGUACUGAGCUGGUCCAGGACCAGGGCGGCUCGGCCAUCUCCGACCUGCAGAAGAUCAACAAGGAGCUGGAGAAGCUGCAGGAGUCUGAUGAUGAGUCAGUGUUCUCCGACUCCCCCGGCAGCGUCAUUGGCACCGCCCCGGAGAACGGCUUUGGCACCAAAGCCCGGGAGUACCAGCUGGCUGAGGUGCGGCAGGUCCGCCAGCGCCGCCACAGUGGGCACAGAGAAGCCAGGGAUGCCAGGGCCCAGUCACCUGCUGUCAGCCUGCGCAGCAUUGUCCCCUCACCCUCCCCUCACCUCAGAGCCAGGCAGCAGGCUACGGAGGACGUGCAUCUGAAACAGGAAGUAACACGUAUCGAGGAAGAGAGGAUCCAGGUGCUGAACAACAUAGAGGAGUUGGAGCAGAAGAUCAAAGACCUGGACAACCAGAUGGAGGAAUCCAUCAGAGAGAUGGAGGUGGAGCGGGCUCUGCUGGAGGGAGAGCAGGACUCUGAGAUGGCCCUGCUACAUAGGGAGAAGGAGGUACUGGACCAACUCAAUGAGAAGAUUGGCAGCAUUGACAAGACUGUCCUCACAGACAAGUCCCAGGAUGUUGAGGUGCUGGUGGUGGAGAGGAAGCGUAAUGAGGACCUGGAGUUCCAGCAGCUGGAAAGAGCGAGUGGUCAGGACGAGGGGAAGGAGGGUCAGACCCAGCAACUACUCAGAGAGAUAGCAGAUUACCAGCGUAGUACUGUCACACGCAAGGAGAGACUCCUGACCCUGAAGAAGCAGUCUACACAGAUUACUCAGCAGUCUCAGCGAGAGAAGGACAGCUUCCUAAAAGAGAAGAACAACCUGCUCCUGAUGCUUCAGAGGGAGAGGGAGAACCUGGCUUCUCUGGAGAGGAAGUAUGCUGAACUGACUGGAGGGCAGGCCUUCCCAAACAACCCUGUUGCCAUGAAGGAGCACUUCCGCUUUCUAGAGGAGAGGAGGCGGGGCAGUAAGGAGAACACCUCCCACCUCAAUGACACUCUGCCACGUAAGAGGAGCCAGCAGGCCCUCAGUCACUACAGCAGCUCUACCCUGGGCCGCAGCCUGUCCCCUAAGUCCCACCUGCCUCUUUCCCAGAGCUCCAGCUGUGGUAGUAUCAUCCCCCGGGGUCUCUCUAUCUCUCCCAGAGUUCUGGAAACUCGACGCCUGCUCAAGGUUGAAACCGGGAUUAAUCCGGGAAGAGCACACUUCUCCAGUGUGCCAGUGUCCAUCGAAGCAGGCCAUAGCCACCUGUACAUGAGUGAGAACAGACAGAGACUGGUUGACCUGUGUAGCAGGACCGUGUCUGAGUCCAAUGUCUUCCUGGACCCCUUCCACUACGCAGACAAUGGCCAUGGCUUUGACACGCGCAGUAUGGACAGCUCGGACAGCAUGGAGACCAGCAUCUCUGCCUGCUCCCCAGACAACAUCUCCAGUGCCAGCACAUCCAACGUAGGAAAGAUUAAGGAGAUGGAACGUUUGUUACGAGAAGCCCAGGCUGACAAGCAUCGACUCCUUGAGCACAAGGAGCGUGAGAUGGAGGUGCGUAAGCAGGCCCUGGAGGAGGAGCGGAGGAGGAGGGAGGACCUGGAGAAGAGACUGCAGGAGGAGACCAGCAGGAGGCAGAAAAUGAUCGAGAGGGAGGUGAAGUUACGCGAGAAACAGAGGGCACAGGCCCGGCCGCUGACACGCUACCUCCCUCAGAGGAAGGAUGACUUUGACCUCCAUGGUCACAUCGAGGCAGCUGGACACAACCCAGACAACUGCUACCACCUGGCCAUCACAAAUAAAACCUGCAGAGGGUUCCUGGUCAAGAUGGGUGGUAAGAUCAAGACCUGGAAAAAACGCUGGUUUGUCUUCGACCGGAACCGCAAGACCCUGGCCUACUACGCAGACAAACAUGAGGUCAAGAUGAAAGGGGUCAUAUACUUCCAAGCUAUAGAAGAGGUUUACUAUGACCAUUUAAAGAAUGCACACAAGAGCCCCAACCCAUGUCUGACGUUUAGUGUGAAGACCCAUGACAGGGUGUACUACAUGGUGUCUCCCUCCCCUGAGGCUAUGCGCAUCUGGAUGGACGUCAUCGUUACAGGGGCGGAGGGAUACAUGCAAUUCAUGGUCUAACCAUCGUUACAGGGGCGGAGGGAUACAUGCAAUUCAUGGUCUAAACCAGUGGCGGCUGGUGAUUGGCUGAAUGCCCGGGGCGCGAGGUGGUUGGAGUUGUCAACAAAGCAGCAUGACAUAUGAUGCCAAGUUUUCGAGCUACUGGUAGUUUCUUUGAGAAGAUUAUAUAAAGCGAUCUGUGCAUUUGAACAACAGCAUAAAUGACCACUGCUGCACAUGCUGCCACUGUUUUGAACAGAUUAGAUUAUACUAUUUAGAAUGAGAAGCAGGUCACGAACGAACAAGAACGUAACAAGCAUGCAGAUGCAGUAAGUGAAAACACAUUAUCUAACUGGGGUAAUAUAGCUAAUAUACUGUCACAAAGCAUGAUGCGCUAGCCAGUUCAUUCUGAAUAUUUUCCUUAUUUCCCGAGUUAGAUAUUUAGAAAGACUUGAAAUUGGCAUGGGAGCUAACUACCUAGCAGGUUACCAGGUAGCUAUAACUAGCUAGCUGCUUGUCAAAGGUAGAUAACUGGUUAAUUUUACCAAAAAAAAUCUACUAAACUAUUUCUCAAUGUUUAUAAAAAUGACUGUAUCUGGCUUAAUGAAUUUGAUCAUGCUGUUUCAGUUCACACUACAUGUCGCCCUCUCACCUACAAGAGAACCAAAUGAGCAACUUGGGGGGGGAACAAUACAAUUGGCCAGCUACCGUCAUGCUUUUUUGUCCUACCAGAUCCCCAAUGAGAAAGUUCUAGCUAGUAUAUCUCUCUGUCUUUCGACACUUGUUGGAUGUAGAUGUCAGGUCACAGGCUCCAAUGACUGCUAUGGUUAUUUAUUUACAAGUUAAUUACAAUUAGAUUGUUGCUUUGGCGCCAUCUGUACCUGAUAGAGCACACAUCUGUACCUGAUCUGGCGCGAGAGAGCACGCAUUUGAGUGCCCCAGGACAGUCCAUUAACUUUGUACUGUUAUAAUUUAUGCUAAGAAAUCCUGCGAUUUCAUUGGGGCAGUUCUCCCUCAUAGCAAAUAGCUGGCAAAACAAUAUAAGCAAUGUUUGCAUGACAUAUGCACCCGCGAGGGACAGAGUAGUAAGUAACUGAACAGCUGUCUUUUUAAAUGUUUUAAAAUAGGAACAUGUACACAUUUACUGCACUUUUAUGAGCAUUUAAAACAUAAUUCAUGAAUUAUAUAAUAUAUACUGUAUAUUUUUUUUAUACAAAUAUUUUUGUUGACCAAUCAUAAUUGGGGCACUGCUACUGGUCUAAACAACCCCCCAUCCUGACCACAGACUCUCGGAUGACUAACAAACAGGGAAUAUACUCUCCUCCAGUCCCAUCGGUGCCUCAAAGACAAAACAAGUUGACUGGUCAGGUUAGAGAACCUCUGUGACCCUUCUGGUUAUUCGCUUUGUAACCACUUUUAUGUCCGUCUUACUUCAGUGAGCCCAGCUCUCUCCUCCUCUUCCAGAUUCUGCUGAUGUAAUGGUCAUCUGAUACUUCUCAGUCUAGCAGGGAAGGACUUCCUCUGGAGGAGUGGGUGCCCAGUGCCGCUUGUUCAUUCGGAUAGGACUUACUCAGACGAUUCUGAUACUUAUGUUUGGAGAGGAGCCUUUUGGCACCUUAACAUGGUUUACCCUCAUGAUAUUUCAGGACUGUUAAUGACCCAGAGUCUAUGUCUGAGGUGUAUUAUGUAGUCUGACAGGCUCACAGUGUACUAGAGAUUACUGCCCAUUCAGGACAAGAUACUACUCUUCCAUUGUGGCGUAGUGAGAUUACACAUCGAAUCCUUUAAAGUAGUAUAUAUUAUUCAGUAGAAUCAUAGGAUUGAGGCUGCCAUUGGAUAUAAUAUUAUAAUACAUGCCAUUUCACAGACGCUUUUAUCCAAAGUGAUUUACUGUCAUGCAUGCAUGUAUUUUACGUACGGGUAGUCUGGGAAUCAAACCCAUUACCCUGGCGUUGCAAGGCCCAUGCACUACCAAUUGAGCUAACGCCUCUACUUCUCUGGGUUGAGAAGAGGACCAGGGCCUGGUUCCCCAAAAGCAUCUUAAGGCUCAAUGGUUCUAAAGAUGAAUUUAGCCUUAAGAUGCAUUUGGGAAACCGGGACCAGAUUGAUUUAAGGAACACAAGCUGUCCCAUCCUUUUCAUCAUCCAAAUUGAGCUGGCUGUUGAUUGGUCAACCAAAGCUCUCCCUCUGUUUUCCUUCCAGCUGGACAGUCUCUUUUUUCCCUCAAACACUCCCUCUUUCUCCGGGGCCAAACCCUCCCGAGACUGUCUAGCAUCUGCACAGACUGAGAGGACAAUAUGUCCCUCCAGUGGAAAACCCAAGGUGAUGCACAUCCCCGAUGUGUGUCCUUUGUAUCCUGUUGUUGCUUAGGAACGUGGAGAUAACAGGGGAAACCCUGAAACAUCAGGGACUUAAAGGAUUUGAAAGUACCUCUCUCAGCACUAUGUACCAAAGACGUACCAUGUCUGUAUGUAAUAUAGAAAUCAUGGAAAUGGAACCUUGAGGCUCCACAAAGGGCUACUUACCAGGUGUGGAAGGCAUUGACUGUGUGUGUGUGUGUGUGUGUGUGUGUGUGUGUGUGUGUGUGUGUGUGUGUGUGUGUGUGUGUGUGUGUGUGUGUGUGUGUGUGCGUGCCAUACAGCUAAAAUAAGUUAGCAAAAACAUUCCAGGGCACUUCCAGUACUAGUUCAAAUGAAAUGUUUUAAUGGAGCGUGGCAUUGUAUAUUGUGCCUUCAUGUGAGUUGUGUUUUAUGACAUGUAGAGUAAUAUCAUGCUGCCAGUGGAUGGGUGCAGCUCCCUACCCGAUCAAUGGGCUCAUUCAUUUCUUAAAGAUUGAGAAGCGUUGCGUCGUGCCUAAGAACAGCCCUUAGCCGUGGUAUAUUGGCCAUAUUUCACAAACCCAGAGGAGCUUAUUGCUAUUAUACACUGGUUACAAACGUAAUUAGAGCAGAAAAAUGUAACGUUUUGUCAUACCCGUGGUAUACGGUCUGAUAUACCAUGGCUUUCAGCCAAUCAGAAUUCAGGGCUCAAACCACCCAGUUUAUAAUUUGAGUUAUUACACAGUCGCUAUAAAACCUGUGCAGUACUUGGAUAUACUUAUUACUUUUUGGGUCACAAAUAAUGGCACAUUUAAUUUAUAUUAGUUUAAUUUUCUUUUUGUUUUUUAACAAAUAUAUUAAUAUUUGUCAGUGGUAUGUGCAUGUUGAACAUACAAAUCAGCUAUUUGUGUGAAACCAAAGAGCAAUGCAAUCUGCAGUAUUCUAGGGAGAUUAUAUGAAGUCAUGGAAAAAAGAAAAUGCGAUUCUACUUAUUUGACCCAGGUAUCUUAGCUGAUAUAUUUGUAAUUAUGACAAUGUUCUGAUAAUUGUAAGAUGUAAUGAUACUGAAUUGGCUCCCUCAUUCACCAUGAAGUCACAGGUAGAACGUAGUAGCAAGGUCCCUGACUGUCAACGAGGUGACUGCGGGAGUGUUGUGAUGAAGAGUUGACUGCGGGAGUGCACACGAGACCAAUUAACUUCUCUGACAGUGUUGAGGAGGUGACCGCAGGUUAGCUCACAGGGAAUCUUUCACCGCGUUAUGAAGAGGUGACUGACAAGCUCUCUGUGACCAGUUGUCCUUUAAAGGAGGAGCCCCUAUGUGCUCAGUCUGUGUGACUACACAAUACAGACACACUUUUCAGGUAUUUUCCAUGUAUAAGUUACCAAGGAGACAACUCAACAUAACUGCAACACUUUUUUGAUGCAUUUUAAAUAUAUAUUUUGCAUUUUUAUAUGAACAGUGUUAUUGUUAAUCCUGCAUGUUUUUUUAAACAAAUGUAAGAAUAAAUCAUAUAUGUUUACUAA